Molecule: messenger RNA, 805 nt
Organism: Vitis vinifera (wine grape)
Lineage: Eukaryota; Viridiplantae; Streptophyta; Magnoliopsida; Vitales; Vitaceae
Product: cysteine synthase-like
Exons: 4
Coding region: 189-545 (118 amino acids)
Cellular component (GO): cytoplasm
Molecular function (GO): cysteine synthase activity
Source: RefSeq, a predicted model, not a curated record
UAAUUCAUCAUCUUUUUUCUUAUGGUGUUAUUGAGAAUGGUGGAUUACAGAAAACAAAAUGAAAUGGUCUCAUUUCCAGGGGAUUGGGGAUGUCCAGAUUUCAUGAGAAAGUCAAUUUUUUCUUUUGCCUUUUUUUCCCUGAUGUGUGUCCACUUCUUGAUCAUUUUGUAGUAAUUUGAAAAGGCAAGAUGGAAGAGAAGUGUGCAAUUGCAAAAGAUGUUACUGAACUAAUAGGGAAUACCCCAAUGGUAUAUCUAAACAAUGUAGUGGACGGUUGUGUAGCCCAUAUUGCUGCUAAGCUAGAGAUGAUGGAACCCUGCUCAAGUGUUAAAGACAGGAUUGGGUAUAGCAUGAUCAAUGAUGCAGAAGAGAAGGGCCUGAUUACGCCUGGGAAGACUGUCCUUAUCGAGCCUACCAGUGGCAAUACUGGAAUUGGAUUGGCAUUCAUUGCAGCAGCUAAGGGUUACAAACUUAUCCUUGUCAUGCCAAGUGUAGUGACUCUUGAGAGAAAAAUCCCUUCAUUUGAGAUGAGUUUCGUAUGUUAAUCCUAUAAGAGAAAUUGUAAUGAUGUUUCCUUCAUUUGAAAGGGUUUCUUUCUUCAUUGUCUUCACAUUUCCGACAUAUAUGCUAGACUUUCAUAUGCAUUUUGUUUUACUCAUCGUUGUAUCCUUACUAAAAUGUGUUUAUUUUUGCAUGUAGUCAUGCACAUUAGUGGAAGUUUUACUUUAUCAAUAUUAAAAUUCUCGUGUUGUAUGUAUCGACAUUAAUCAAUUAUGAAAAACAUUUAGUGAAGGAAUUUUUGCUA